Molecule: messenger RNA, 761 nt
Organism: Prorocentrum cordatum
Lineage: Eukaryota; Dinophyceae; Prorocentrales; Prorocentraceae
Source: the annotation of a GenBank genome assembly
GGAGGAGGAGGAGGAGCCCAACGCCCCUCGGGCCCGCGGAGGAACCCGACGCCCCGCCGCGCGCCCUGCUGCGCGCGGCGCCGAUCGGCCUUCUCGGGGAGGGCGCGCUUGCGGGCUGCGCCUCGUCCAUCUUCGGGCUGCCGGAGCCCUUCACGGUUGUAGCCGACGAGUCCGUGACGGUCCUGCGCAUCAGCGUUGCGGAGCGCCCCGUGACCAUGUGGCCGAAAGAGGUGGUCCGGGCCCUGCACGAGGCCAUCAAGCUGCAGGCCGAGUGGCACGGCGCCCGGGCCCAGCUGGCCGCGUCGGCCGCCUCGACCACCAGCCAGCUGUUCGGGGACAGCGGCCGUGGCCCGCCGGCGUGGAGCAUCGAGGAUUCCCCUUUCCUGCGCCACAAGGAGCUGUCCACCUGGCAGACGGAGAGCGUGCGGGAGCGGUUCGCCGCCGAGGGCUGGAUCCCCCGCGAGGCGAGGCCCGGCGGCGGCGGCGCCGCGCAGGACCCGGCCCUGGCGCGCUCCUGCCCGACGCUGCCCUCCCUGGGCGGAGGCGGCGGGCGCCCUGCCAGCUCGAGCAGCAGCGGCGGCGCUGUGGGCGUCGCAGGCUCGGACGCCGGCCGCCCGAUGAGCGCGGCGGAGGCGUCGAAGAGGCCGCUGAGCGCCUGGACUCCGGUCAAGACUCCUGGCGGGGAAAGCCUUGGCAGCGUUGCCACGCCGUGGGGCUCCUGGAGCCCCUCGGGGAUGCUGCGGCAGGAAACCAGCCAGGAG